AUGUCCCACACUAUCCUGAUCACCGGCGCGUCAGGCUAUCUAGGCGGCACACUGCUCGCACAAUGGACGCAAACCUCUCUGCCGGCGUACAAGCGGCUAUUUGCACUGGUGCGCAGCGACGAGCAAGCGACGUUGGUGAAGAGGCACUUCGGGGCCGUGGCCGAGCCUCUCCAAUUCGAUACCAAGGACGGCGUGGCAGUGAGGGAGGCCGUGGUCGCCAACCAGAUCAGCAUCGUGUAUUUCCUGGUCGAUGCCAUGACUGCCGAUGCGCAGGUGCAUUUUAUCCGCGCUCUAGCAGAGGUAAAGCAGAGUACGGGGCUCGAUGUCCAUUUCCUGCAUACCAGCGGCGCAAAGAUCUUCUCCAGCCACGCCGGCGCGCCUACGGACCGCCCGCUCCUGGACACUGAGGCCGAUCUGUACGAGAUCCAGAAGGCGCAGGAGGCGCCCAUCCCGCUGAUGCAGUCGGCCGUUAACACGAACAACACUGUCAUCGAACAGGCCGAGUCUCUCGGCGUGCACAGCUACAUCUUCGUGCCUUGUAUCGUGUACGGCCGAGGCGAAGGGUUCGGAAACCGCAUCUCGAUCCAGACCGUCGCGAUCGUGCGCGCUGCGCGGGCACUGCGGCGCGUAUACAGCGUCGACAGCGGACGCCCUUCCUGGCCCGUAUGCCACGUCCUCGACAACACAAGCCUGUACCUCGCCCUGCUACGGGGAAUCCUGUCCUCUUCCUCCCCCAAUGGCAGUGGUAACGCCACCGGCACUCAACCCCCCGGUAGCGGCAAACACGGCUACUACCUCGCCUCGUCCGGCCACGUGGUCUGGGAGGAUCUGUACGCCGCGAUGGGCACACGGUUGGCACAGCGUGGUAUGGUUGACGGCGAUCCUACCGCCGCCGGGGCCGUCGAGCGCGCGACGGACGAGGUGUUGGGCAAGAUGGGCGCGGCGUUAGGGUGUCCGAAGGAGUUGGUCGCGUUACACCUUGGUGGACGAUGCACAUUCACCGCCCGCCACGGCGCCGAGGACCUCGCUUGGCAGCCGGCGUACCCGGCGAACCACAUCCUGCAGACGGCGGGCGAGGAGGUCGACUUGAUCCUCGACAAUCUCAGCGGCUGA
Cladophialophora psammophila CBS 110553 is the source of this 1113-nucleotide messenger RNA. RefSeq lists its product as uncharacterized. The coding region runs from base 1 to 1113 and encodes 370 amino acids. The record is from RefSeq and is a predicted model, not a curated record. The transcript is spliced from 6 exons. NCBI's taxonomy places the organism in Eukaryota, Fungi, Ascomycota, Eurotiomycetes, Chaetothyriales, Herpotrichiellaceae.